ACUAGCUGUGUGUAUCUCCACGGGAAGCAUCAGAGUGACAGCCGGUACCAUCUCCACAGCGGCUGAGUUGCUGGAGCUGGGCUAGGGCAGGGGGAGAAAGCCGAGCCAGGCUCUGCCUUGCGUCCUCCCAUAGGGCCCACUAAAACCCACAAGAAGAUGGCAGCUUGGGCGUCGGAGUCACCCCCUGGGCAGCCUACAAGCAGCCCCAGUGAAGCCUGAGCGCUCAGAUGGCCAACCCCUCGGGCGCCACCGAACUCGCAGCCUCGGUGGGGUUUAUCCUGGCGGUUCUCGUGGAGGUGGGGGCCGUGCUGGGCAACGGCACGCUGCUCGUGGUGGUGCUGCGCACUCCGGGGCUGCAAGACGCCUUCUACCUGGCGCACCUGUGCAUCGUGGACCUACUGGCGGCCGCCUCCAUCAUGCCCCUGGGCCUGCUGGCCGCGCCGCCCGGCCUGGGCAAUACGCCCCUGGACCCCUCCUCUUGCCGGGCGGCGCGAUUCCUUUCGGCGACGCUGCUCCCCGCUUGCACGCUCGGCGUGGCCGCGCUCGGCCUGGCGCGCUACCGCCUCAUAGUGCACCCCCUGCGGCCAGGCGCGCGGCCGGCUCCAGCGCUGGUGCUCACCGCCGUGUGGUCGGCGGCCGCGCUCCUGGGCGCGCUCUCUCUGCUCGGGCCGCCGCCCGCGCCGCCUCCGGCUCCGGCUCGCUGCUCUGUCCUGGCCGGGGGUCUCGGGCCCUUCCGGCCCCUCUGGGCGCUGCUGGCCUUCGCGCUGCCCGCGCUCCUGCUGCUGGCCGCCUACGGGAGCAUCUUCCUGGUGGCGCGGCGAGCCGCCCUCCGGCCCCCUCGCGGGGCCCGUCUGCGCUCGGACUCUCUGGACAGCCGCCUCUCCUUCUUGCCAUCCCUCCGGCCACGUCUGCCCGGGGGCAAGGCGGCCCUGGCCCCGGCCCUGGCUGUGGGCCAGUUUGCCGCCUGCUGGCUGCCUUAUGGCUGCGCGUGCCUGGCGCCCGCGGGGCGCGCCGCGGCGGCCGAGGCGACUGUCACCUGGGUAGCCUACUCCGCCUUCGCGGCUCACCCCUUCCUCUAUGGCCUGCUGCAGCGCCCGGUGCGCCUGGCGCUGGGCCGCCUCACCCGCCGAGCAAUGCCUCGGCCCCAAAAAGACUGCAUGUCGCAGGCCUGGCACCUACGGACACUUCUCCAGCGCCUCCAGGGACUCCGCAAGGACCCUGCCGCAGGCCCUUGCGAGGCACCAGAACAGACCCGAGAAAUGUCAGGACAGAGCUCUAGCGUGUCUGAGGCCACCUGAGAGAUUUCUCCUGAGUUGGGGAAAGGAUGGGAUCAGAGGGGCACAUCCACCCCUUGCUCAAGUUGUGGCAGGUACUCUGCCCAGACUGCUGGCUCUGAAACUGGGCGAGAGGAUAGUAUUUAGCCUGGUGAAGUUUCUCAGGAACCCGCUUCUGGGCUCAACACUACCUGGGUGGUCUUGUAUUCAGUUCUGCCUUCCUGGAGCCUGUUUUCCCAUCUAUACCCUAUACCAUCUAUACCAUCACCUCCUAAGGACCUCUCCAGUGUAGGCUUUUUAAAAUCAUGGAUGCACCCUGAUCCAGAGAGGAGAAAGGCAGGCAAGCCAGAAGGAUGAGCCAAGCUGGACAGGGUCUGGGUAACACCACGUUAGGAGGAUCCAGUGGAGAGACAUGCAGAAGAUUUCCCUGCCAUCUGUGCCGUGGGGAACAGUGCGACUCAAAGUCACCACUCAAGCUGCUCGGAAAACAGCCUGACUGGUUUGGUACUAAAGGCAGGAGGCUGAGCACAUGACUUCCAAAGGGUCCUGUGAU
Meriones unguiculatus (Mongolian gerbil) is the source of this 1827-nucleotide messenger RNA. RefSeq names its product G protein-coupled receptor 62 (gene Gpr62). Bases 228 to 1298 code for a protein of 356 amino acids. The record is from RefSeq and is a predicted model, not a curated record. The transcript has 2 exons. Gene Ontology annotation, biological process: G protein-coupled receptor signaling pathway. NCBI's taxonomy places the organism in Eukaryota, Metazoa, Chordata, Mammalia, Rodentia, Muridae. Gene Ontology annotation, cellular component: signaling receptor complex; endosome; plasma membrane. Gene Ontology annotation, molecular function: G protein-coupled receptor activity.